This is a messenger RNA of Aspergillus tanneri, 420 nucleotides long. RefSeq names its product Pyridoxine 4-dehydrogenase. The record is from RefSeq and is a predicted model, not a curated record. The transcript is spliced from 4 exons. Bases 1 to 420 code for a protein of 139 amino acids. Gene Ontology annotation, cellular component: cytoplasm. Lineage: Eukaryota; Fungi; Ascomycota; Eurotiomycetes; Eurotiales; Aspergillaceae.
AUGGACUCCAAUGUCCCUGUCGAAGAGACACUAGAAGCACUGAAAGAGCUCGUGAACGGACAGAUUGUAGCAGUGGGGCUGUCGGAGAUUGGAGCCGCCGCUAUCAAGAGAGCGCAUGCGGUUUGUCCACUGAGUGUUGUUGAGGCGGAGUUCUCGCUAUGGACUACCAGCGGAGUUUCCGCGACCUGUAGAAUCUGGGAGCUAUAUUUUGAGCUAUGCGCCGCUGGGACAAAUAUGUUUAGUCGAUUUCAACCCGAGAUCUUCCCGAAAAUCCUCGAGCUGGUCGACAAAGUCAACGAGUUUGCUAUACGUCGAGGCGUCACCCAGGUGCAGCUUAUGCUGGGGUGGAUCCGCGCGCACUCGGAUACCGGGGAUUAUAUUGCGAUUAUUCCGACUCCUGUGUGGCUGCUCACUCGAUGA